AUGGUCUUUUCUAGAAUAGUGUCUUUGGAGGAACGUGGCCCCCCGAGAAUCAGGGGACGAGGGCGGGGCGGGGCGGGGCGCGUGGCCUCGGGAAGGUUUGCAUUGCACAAGCUUGAUGUCUUGAAUCAGCCUCAGCCAGAUUCCGUCCUCCUCCUCGUCCCCACCCCCUCGUGCUCCCCACCCCUUCUUCGAGAAAACCGAUUAAAAAGGAUCCUCACUGUUACCAUUCUGGCUCUCUGUCUUCCGAGUCCUGGGAAUGCACAGCAACAAUGUACUAACGGCUUCGAUCUGGACCGCUCGUCAGGACAGUGUUUAGAUAUUGACGAAUGCCGGACCAUCCCGGAGGCCUGCCGAGGAGACAUGAUGUGUGUUAACCAAAACGGCGGGUAUUUAUGCAUCCCCCGAACAAACCCAGUGUACCGAGGGCCUUACUCGAACCCCUACUCGAACCCCUACUCAGGUCCGUACCCUGCAGCGGCCCCACCGCUCUCAGCUCCAAACUACCCCACGAUUUCGAGGCCUCUCAUCUGCCGCUUUGGAUAUCAGAUGGAUGAAAGCAACCAGUGUGUGGGUGAGUAGCCCAGAGUCUCAGGCUUCUGUGCUCUGGGGAAGUCUUAAUCCGGCAAUGAUGAAGUCCUGACCCGUGAAGCAAUGACUUUCUUUCUACAGAGUUCCUUCCCGCUUAGCGGCCUGUUGUCCCCGAGAACCCU
Leptonychotes weddellii (Weddell seal) is the source of this 710-nucleotide messenger RNA. Lineage: Eukaryota; Metazoa; Chordata; Mammalia; Carnivora; Phocidae. The record is from RefSeq and is a predicted model, not a curated record.